Messenger RNA from Cladophialophora yegresii CBS 114405, 2403 nucleotides. RefSeq lists its product as uncharacterized. Bases 1 to 2403 code for a protein of 800 amino acids. Gene Ontology annotation, biological process: iron ion transport; copper ion import; intracellular iron ion homeostasis. The transcript has 2 exons. Gene Ontology annotation, molecular function: ferric-chelate reductase activity. Gene Ontology annotation, cellular component: plasma membrane. The record is from RefSeq and is a predicted model, not a curated record. NCBI's taxonomy places the organism in Eukaryota, Fungi, Ascomycota, Eurotiomycetes, Chaetothyriales, Herpotrichiellaceae.
AUGGCCUAUCUGAUUGCAGUAUGGACAUUCUGCUUGCUCUUGACACGAGUCGCCAACGCGACCAAGUAUGGCACGAUCGGUUACGGCAUCAACAUGUUCCACCCAUUCUGCUGCUAUGCCUGCCACGACUCGUUGUCAAUGGUGUACCUCAACUGCACAACCUUUUCGGAGUCCUCUGGCGCUCAUGAUGGCAUGUCUAUGAAGCUCGUUAAACGUAUGGGCAUGGACAUGGCGGGCUCGACCAGCGAUGAAUGCUACGCCACCAACGAGCCAUAUCUGCAGUCCUUCGCCUACUGCAUCCAGUCACACUGUGACAUCGAGGGUCUUCCCCGUGAGAAGCAGAAUGCAUGCUUCCGAGAGAUGGCUGCAAAUGGACUAGCAGUUCCUUCGCUGGAAGACUCCUUGCCGACUGCUCCCCCAACGGAAGAGCUUGCCGAGCAUGCUAUGUGGCUAAACACGACAAUGCAGGUCAACGAAGCCUACUGGAAGGCUGAUAGGGGGACCAUUGACGAAUUUGAGCAUUCAGAAGUGUACCAUGUCCGAUUCUCCAUUGUCGUCAUGGUUCUGAGUGUCGGCAUACCACUGCUGGCGGGCUCGUGGCUGUGGCUGACCGCUCUGCUCCCAUGGAACCUGCGGCAGGACGGGCUCGUUGUCUGGUUGCAGGGGAGCUUUCUCCUGCCCGCACUGCUGCGAAAACGACAUUCCCAGCCCCUACCAUUCAGACUCGGCUACCUUCCCAAUCGCAGUAUGGCGGUCCUGUUCACGCUCUAUGUUAUCCUGAAUAUCGUUUUCUGCGCCGUGCCUUACAGAAGUGUCCAGCCAAAUAGUUGGUUCUCCAACAGAAACCAAGAGAUGGCAGCCUACAUCGCCAACAGGACAGGAGUGUUGAGUUUCGCCAACAUGGCCCUCGCCAUCCUUUUCUCGACCCGCAACAACCCUCUGAUGUACCUCAGCGGUUGGUCGCAGACGACAUUCCUCGCUUUCCACAGGUGGGCAGCUCGAGUUGCGAUCUUACAGGCCGUUGUCCAUUCGAUCGUUUACACUGCGGACUAUUGCUACUACAAGGACGGAGGCAAUGCGUACUACGCAGAGGCCACGAAGCCGUAUUUUUGGUGGGGCAUCAUCGCGACCACGGCCAUGGGCUUGAUGGCUGGUCUUUCGGCUCUGCCCCUACGCAUGUAUGCCUAUGAGCUAUUCUUGGGCCUGCACAUCAUUCUGGCUAUCCUAUCGCUAGUGGGAUCCUGGUACCAUGUUGAUCUCAGAUUCAACAAGAAUUGGGGCUACGAGGUGUGGCUGUACCUUGCUUUCGCCUUCUGGGCCUGGGACCGUCUUGUGCGGCUUCUCAAAGUAGCCUACUACAACCUUCCGACUGGGACAUCAGCGCACGCCGAGCUCCUCCCGGGUACCAAUGUAGUUAUGUUGACGAUGUUCCCAGCCAGGCGCUGGGAAGCCCGCCCAGGUCAGCACACAUUCGUAUACUUCCCGUUGCUGAAGAGGGUUUGGGAGAAUCACCCGUUCACUAUUCUGGAAUGGGGGAUGAUUUCUCCUUCAUCGCAGGCUCAUCCGGCACCAGACUCGAGUUCAGGGGAUCAAACUCCUAACAAGGAAGGCUCCCUAAACCUCUCGACCACAGAGCGUGACCGGCACUGCCACCUUUCCGAAGAACCCCGAUUCUAUAUCCGCUGCCUGUUCAGAGCUCACAAAGGUGCGACCGGCGAGCUGCGCCGCGCACUGCUGAAAGCGCAGUCACCCACGUCCACCAUCGCAACCAUGGUGGAAGGACCGUACGGCGGUCUUGAACUUCCAACCAGGGCCAUCCUACAGCAUGCAGACAGAAUAAUCUGCAUCGCAGGGGGCAUUGGAAUCACCUAUGCGGCCAGCUUCGCCAGACAAUUUGCUCACGAGCGAGCGAGGUUAAACCCCUCGUCGCCGAAAGACGCCGCCAAGACACUCUUCCCACGGUGCAAGCAGUUUACUUUGGCAUGGACGGUCCGCGAGCCCGAGCUCUUCCAGUACGUAAGACGCGACCUGCUGCCCGAUCUUUCCGAGGGCGGUCUCGACGAUGAGUCCAUGCGGUAUAGAUUCUGGAUUACCCGUACUCGCGCAGGAGAGGAGGUGCCGGACACGACAUCUGCAACCCGCGCACCUGCCGUCGAUAUCCUUCCCAACAAGAUCAGCGAAGCCACUGCGGAGACACACGCCGAGGACCUCGUCACCACAGUAUCAGGCCACAGGAUGGACGUCGCGCAGGUCAUUGCCGUGGAGUCCACUGUCAGUGACUCUCGUAUCGCCGUGCUUGUGUGCGGACCAGGCGGCCUAGCAGACGAGGUGAGGUUCCAGGUGGCCCGUACCGCGCGGCAGGGUGUCCUGGUUGAUCUGAUCGAGGAGACGUUCAGUUGGUGA